Molecule: messenger RNA, 1089 nt
Organism: Peronospora farinosa
Lineage: Eukaryota; Oomycota; Peronosporomycetes; Peronosporales; Peronosporaceae
Source: the annotation of a GenBank genome assembly
AUGGAGAUGGAAUUGCCUGCUACACCUACGCCCACUACUGACACACGAAACAUCCAUUUCAAUUUCCAAUCACCUAAAACAGUCGACAAAGCACAACAGUCGCUACGUAUGCAAGUAGCUGCUCACAACUUCAACAAACGUACGGCUUGUGACUCAUUUGUAACUGUAGACAGUCCGUCCUCGCCACUGCCCGUUGCAACAUGCAACUUUGCAGCACUAAGUCGUCACUUUCAUCUACCACUUAAAGUAGCAGCUGAGAAAUUUGGUGUACGUGCUACAGCCUUUAAAAAACGAUGCCGAGCCAUUGGAAUCCGUCAUUGGCCUUAUCGUAAAGUUCGCAGUCUCAAGCGCUCACUACAGGAGCUCGAGCAGUGUCAACAACAAGCCCAGGACGGCUCAGGUCCGCCACUUUCGGACAAACAGAUUCGACAAUUUGCAGGAUGCCAGAGCCAACUAAAACGCCUUUUGUCACCCGAGACUUAUGGCAUUGACCCCAAUGGACAAAUGCUGCCUUCCACUUUUUUCUACAGUGAUGCUGAUGGGAGCAACACUCCAGACGACCGCGAGUCGGAUGACGAUUCGUGUAGCUCUCCAAGUUCACAACCAGGUGUUGAGCAUUUCGUUCACAGGAACAAAGCACGGAAACAAUUCUUCACAGACUCACCAUCGUCGACCUCUGCUUCGUCACCACAUCGUGAUACUAUGUUCUUCAGUAACCCCAUGGCUACGCACACAGCAACUGGCUACAGUCGCACCCAAUACAACCAAUACAAUAUUGGAAUGAUCUCCAUGCAGCCGGGAUUUGUCUUUGACACGUUCUACGACCCUUUUGGUGAACUCAGCACCUCUACUAUGGACCCGUAUGGAGACAACGACCAUCCAUCGUGUGGCUACUCUCUUGAUGCCGUUUCAUACGACUUUUUUCCACUGCAACCGUCACCGACCAUGGCCAUGCGAAAAGCUCAAACUGCAGUUGCUAGCACCUCCAUCCAGGCAGGAACAUCAGCUGCAAUCGCUCCAGGUGGACUUGAAGGUCUAGAGGAUGACAUUUUCCGCCACAUUUCCCCCGAAUACGGUUGCCUUGUUUAG